GAAAGAAUGAAACAGUAAACAAUUGCAUUUAGCUUUUAGGUUGAUAGCCAUUAAAGAAAGUUGAACAGAGCGACAGAGAAAGACAGAGGAAGGGCAGCAGAGCAUAUGGUUGGUCAAGCAACAUAAACCAAAAAGCACAUCUUAACAUAUAGCACGCCUCUCUCAGUUCCCUCCGCUUCCCAUAGAUUUCUCCGCUUCUCUUCUCCAUCAUUUUUCACUCGCUCAUCCUCCCCAUUCACGGUGGCCGCCGGAGCCUCAGAUUUCGGAGAUCUGUAGUUGAACAAGUAUCCUAGAAUGAUUCGCCUGGCGGACUUGGUGUUUGUUGCGCUUCUGUUGGCAGCUGCGGAAAUGGCGCCUCUCGAAGCUGCUCCGGUGGAACGGUUUUCAUUGCGUGGUCUGUUCAAGAAAAAGCGACCUCAACCUCCGGCCAUUGAGACUACAUUCAAGCUUCCUGCUGCUCCGCCAGUUUGGCCACCAGGUAAAGGAUUUGCCACUGGAGUCAUUGUUCUAGGUGGAUUGCGAGUGUCUCAAGUUUCAACAUUUAACAAAAUUUGGGCCACCUUUGAAGGGGGACCGGGUAAUGCUGGGGCAACCUUUUUUGAGCCAACAGGAAUACCUGAAGGAUUCUACCCGUUAGGUUUCUAUAGCCAACCCAACAACAAACCUCUUUUUGGAUGGGUUCUGGUGGCAAAAGAUGACUCUCCACCCAGCAAUGCAUCUCUAAAAGCUCCAGUCGAUUAUAAGCUGAUAUGGAGCAGCAAUUCUCUGAAACUCAAGCAAAAUGGCCCUGGUUAUGUUUGGCUACCAAUAGCCCCUGACGGCUACAAAGCUCUCGGCCAUGUAGUCACAACCUCCCCGGAAAAGCCUUCCCUUGACAGAAUCCGGUGUGUCCGAUCAGACCUCACCGACCAACCCGAGACAUACUCAUGGAUUUGGGGACCAGGCAAGAACUAUGACCCCAAUGGACUAAAUGUCUAUGAUGCAAGACCAAGCAAUAGGGACACUCGAGCUCAGGCUGUCCGUGUAGGGACUUUCAUUGUUCAAAAUGGAGGAACCACCACCCCUCUCUCUAUUGCCUGCUUGAAGAACACGAAUGGUAACUCAAUCUCUAUGCCUAAUCUACAUCAAAUAGAGGCAAUAGUCCAAGCUUACUCUCCAGUAAUGUACUUGCAUCCUGAUGAACAAUAUCUACCCUCCUCUGUGAACUGGUAUUUCGCCAAUGGGGCAUUGUUAUACAAGAAAGGGGAAGAGUCAAAACCUGUCCCUGUACAACCAAACGGCACUAACCUCCCUCAAGAUCCCAACAAUGACGGUGCCUAUUGGUUAGACCUACCUACUGAUCAAGCCAACAAGGAAAGAGUGAAAAAAGGAAAUCUAGAGAGCUUCCAUUCUUAUAUACACGUAAAACCCAUGCUCGGAGGAACAUUCACAGACAUAGCCAUGUGGAUAUUCUACCCUUUCAAUGGGCCAGCAAGAGCAAAAGUAGAAUUCAUCAAUGUCUCGUUGGGGAAGAUCGGCGAGCACGUGGGGGACUGGGAGCACGUGACCCUAAGAAUAAGCAAUUUCAAUGGCCAACUUUAUCAAAUCUACUUCUCAGAACACAGCGGAGGCACCUGGGUCGACGCCUCCCAGCUCGAAUACCAAAAUGGCAACAAACCUGUGGCGUAUUCUUCCUUACACGGGCACGCCAUGUACGCACAAUCUGGCCUUGUAUUGCAGGGAAGUAGCGGAAUCGGAAUCAGAAACGACACUGAUAAGAGCAACAUGAUAGCGGAUUUGGGGUCAAGAUUUGAGGUGGUAUCUGCAGAAUAUUUGGGACCUGGAGUGGUGGCGGAGCCGCCAUGGCUGAACUACUUCAGGCAAUGGGGUCCGAAGGUAACUUAUGACACGGAGGAGGAGAUAAGGAAAGCAGAGAAAAUGUUGCCGGGAAGGCUGAAAUCUGCGUUCGAGAAGAUAGUGAGGGGAUUGCCGAAUGAAGUGUUGGGAGAGGAAGGACCCAUAGGUCCAAAGGUGAAGAGAAACUGGAAUGGUGAUGAAGCUUGAAUGUUAUACACAUAGGCUUUAGGUAGGCUCUAAGCUUUAUUCUUUAAAGCUUGUUUAUUUAUGCAACUGGUAUUCUUUUUAAGGGGGAAAGGAGAAGAAUAUUUAGAGGAUUAAUAUGUGAUCACAUGGGGUUGUAUUUAUGAAUUAUGAUCAUGGUGCUUGGACAAUUGCGUAGUUGUCUAAGGUUGUUUUUUUUUUUUUUGGGGCCUGAAAAGUCUAAGGUUGUUAAUAUGAAAAAUGUGGAAGGGAUUAUUUAUUCAAAAGCUAGGCAAUAGAGGGUCCCUCAUCCUUCUUCAAGCCCCCCAAUGUGAGUAUAACGUUGCAUUUUCUGAUGAAAUCCAUUCCAUGACCCUCCUGAUGGCUGCUGAAACUUGAAA
Molecule: messenger RNA, 2420 nt
Organism: Neltuma alba
Lineage: Eukaryota; Viridiplantae; Streptophyta; Magnoliopsida; Fabales; Fabaceae
Exons: 3
Coding region: 295-2043 (582 amino acids)
Source: RefSeq, a predicted model, not a curated record